Oldenlandia corymbosa var. corymbosa is the source of this 1098-nucleotide messenger RNA. Lineage: Eukaryota; Viridiplantae; Streptophyta; Magnoliopsida; Gentianales; Rubiaceae. The record is from the annotation of a GenBank genome assembly.
AUGGUGGAAAAGAAUCCCAAGUCAGGUGCCAAGAAGAUUGUAGAGGCAUAUGGUGGUUCAAAAAUAUGGAAGCCAGACUAUUUGUUUGUAAAAGCGCCUGAGAACUUCUGUGUAGCAUGGAACUAUCGAGAAACCAAUGAUUUAGAGGCGAUAAAGGAUGAUUGGACUGACAAGGAAGAUGAGGAAGUCGAGGAGUUUGAAGAAAACCUAAAGAAACUGAUGAAGUACCCAAAAGUCAUGUCGUCGGGAAAUGCUACUUCCGAACUUUAUGGUGACGCCGACCCCUUGAAUGUUGUGAACUCAGAUGAAGAAACCUCAACAACAAAACCAGUGGUAGAGAAGAAGAAGAAAAAGAAGAGGAUUGUGAAGGAUUCUAAGAAAGGGCUGAGGAAGAAAUCGAAGAAGAAUACUCCUGUCGAGGAGAAAAUAGAGUCGGCUAAGCAAGGAGAGAAGACCAUUCCUCCGGCUAUUGAGGAAUCAUGGAUUCCCCCAACAGAGCAGUCAGCAACACCAAACGUCGAGGAGGAGACGCGCACAGUGAAUGAAGCAGGGCCAAGCACUAAACCCCCUGUUGUGGAAAAAGGUAAGGGCCCUCUCGAGGGGAAUGUGACCAUUCUGCCUGCCCAGCUAUUCGAGAGAGGCCCCUCUGCUGCAGUUUAUACUUUCAGUCCACUAGCAAUUGACUGCCCCCUGCUAGAGGAUUUUGCCACUUCACUGGCCAAGGCAGACAGCUUAAAAUUGAUGAGCACAGUCAUGAUGAACUGCACAAAGUGCUCGAGAGACUUAAGACAGGAAUUAGUGGAAGCUCGUGUCGAAAGAGAUCAGGCCGUGAACGAGAAGGAUGUUGCCCUCCUCUGCCACUGGCCUGGUGAGGAGUUAGAGGUCCCUGAGGUGCCUAACAAAUAUAUUGGCACUGAGCUUGAGGAGGAUGAUGAUGAUUACGCCUCGGAAGAGGGUGAGACUCAUAACUCAGGAGCCAAGAAAGACGGCCCUCCAGCAGACGAGAAUGCCGGCGGAGCCAAGGGGAACGAUCCCCCCAUCGAGAGAGCAUCCGAGAGUCACCCAGAAAAUACUCCUCACUCCCAAGAAGCUAUAUGA